CCUGCUUGCUGUGGCAUCUCAGGGAGCUAGAAGAAUAAACAGGCAGCCUGAAAACUGCCCUGGCUGCCAGGGAUUCCAUGGGCUUGGGUUGGGUGGGCUGACUGGUGUCUGCUGAUGGCCACUCAAAUCAGAGGGCUUCAGAUGCCCUCGCUGUACAGAGCAAGAUUGAUAGUGUGUUUAUACUCAGACUUGAUAAACAUUUAGUAAGCACCUGCUGUAUGUUUGGCAAUUUUACCUGCAUUACCUCAUAUAAUUCAGAAAACUCAUGUGGCAGAGAUUCUUAGAUGAGACUCAAAGAAGGAAAGUGACUUGUCCCAAUUCACACAGCUAAUAAGAAGGGGUAGGGACAGAACUUGCCUUACCCCACCUCCUGCCUGACAGAGUGCCUGUUAUCCAGAGGUCCUUGGCAGCAGGGGACCUUUUCUCCCUCUUACAGACACUGGCUGUCUUGGUGAUUCAGACCCCUACAUGUUAGCCCUAAUUCUACCAAGUUUUCUUUUUUCUUUUCUUUCUUUCUUUCUUUUUUUUUUUUUUUGAGACGGAGUCUCGUUCUGUUGCCAGGCUGUAAUGCAGUGGCGUGAUCUCGGUUCACUGCAACCUCCACCUCCCGGAUUCAAGUGAUUCUCCUACUCAGCCUCCCGAGUAGCUGGGACUACAGGCAGGCACCAUCAUGCCCAGCUAAUUUUUGUACUUUUAGCAGAGACGGGGUUUCACCAUGUUGUCCAGGCUGGUCUCGAUCUCUUGACCUCGUACCUGCCUGCCUUGGCCUCCCAAAGGGCUGGGAUUACGGGUGUGAGCCACCCCACCCAGCCAAUACUACCAAGUUUUCUAAAAGGAAGCACGUUGUGGUAUAUAACUAAACCUCUUCUGUUCAUUUCAACUGUUUCAGGUUCUGAUACCUGCUUCUUAUAGUUUGGACCCUGCUUUGGUCUGGUCCUCCCCUGAUCAAGAUGGUGGCUGCAAGGCCAUUUUCAAAAUGAUGGCCUUGUCCACUGAACUUCUUGCUCUCAGGAAAGGUUGACAGUCUUCAGGCAGAAUUCCCAGCAACCUCCUGCAGGGUUUGAGUUAGCCUAGGGGUGGAAGAGUGAAAGGCAGACUUGGAGAAGGAGAAUGAUGGACAAACAAACAAGAAAGGGGCUUUUUCUCAUCCUGGCAAGCCAAGAGGAGUUAGUUCUGCAGUUCUAGGAAGGUAAAUUUUGUACAAUACAUCACACAGAAUUUACCUUCAUGGCUACUGUCUCCUUAUGAUAUGGACAGGAGGCAGGGAAAUACUAGGCAGAAAAGGGUGGGGCCCCCUGGUGAAGCCCUACCCUCAAGCCUGGAUGCGUGGCCCAAAGUGAGAACAUGCAUUCCUGUUUUCCUGCCCAAAUUUUGCCUUUUCCAAAACUAACCUGGUCUGCCCCACCUCCCAUCCUGUAGCCAUAAAAACCCCAGGCUCCACUGGCAGAGGAGCAGGGCAGAGAGGUGGAGUGGCAGAGUGGCAGGAAAGGAGAGAAGAGAAGGAGCUGAAUGUCCAAGAGAAGCAACUUGAUUUCACAGGGAUGGCUUGGCAGUGGGACCUCGGAGAAGAGUUCGGCCGGAGAUGGCCGAACUCCAGGGGAAGACUACCUUCCCACUCAAUCCCCUUUCCAGCUCCCCAUCCCACUGAGAGCCACUUUAAUUGGCAAUAAAAUCCUCCACAUUUAUUAUCUUCAAUUCACUUGUGCACCCUGAUUCCUGCUGGAUGCCAGGCAAGGACCAGGGUGCAGAUGCAACAGGCUGUCACACUGACCCUCCACUGAGCUAACACUUAAGCCAUCCACAGAUGCCAAAACUAAAAGAGCACAUUGUAACAUACGCCCUCUGGAGCUCUGGGGCUCAUAGACAAUCCCUAGACACUGCUGCGGGCUUGCAUGGAGUUCUCCUCCUGCCGAUUGCCCAUAAGUGCUCAUCCUGGCCUCUGAACCCACUCACCUGCGUGCUCCCCAUCCUGUGAGGGGUUGAGAGCUGUAGGCUGAAUAAAUGAGCCAACCCCUUCAUGAGUCCCACAAAGGGGUUAAGGGAACUAUCCCAUUUCACUCAGAUGCAGAGAUCACCGCAGCAUGAUAAGUGGGAAGAUCUAUGAUUACUGUUUGGCAGAUAAUAAUCGUACCUUACACUUACUGAGCACUCCUGGUGUAUUUGACACCAUACAAAGUGCUUUGUGACGAUAUUACAAUUGUCACCGUCAUUCACGUUUUUCAGAGGAGGCUUCUGAAGAGCAGAGAGGUUAAAUAACUUGUCCAACAUCACACAGACAGCAAGAGCCAUAGCCCAAGGAUCAAACACAGACUUCUUAAUUCUAAUACCAGGGUGAGUUCCAUUAUAGCAGGAUUUUCUUUCAAACCAAGAUAAAUUAGAUGUCCUUUAUUUAUUUAUAGCAAGUUAUUUAUAGGUCUUAUGGAAUAUUUAAGAUUAGAAGGAACAGAGCUAGGAUCCAGUUCAAUGGUUUGAGGGAUAUGUAAGCUGUAGUUACAUUCCUCAUUCUCUUUUUUUUCAUCAGUCACCUGGCUAAUGAAAUUCACAGAUGUGACAGUGUCCCUAUGCUGUGAUCAGCUUGGGUUACUAAUUGUCAUAACCAUGGAUAAAGAACAUCAGCUGUGGCAGUUUAUGGUUGGCUAUGGCAUACAUAGGAUAGGCUGUGGGUCAUGGGCAUUUCUUCUUUCAUUUCUUUAUUCAACCCAUAUUUAUUGAGGACCUACUAUGUGCCAGGCAUUUUUCUGGGCCCUGGGGAUCGAGGGCUGAAUAAAACUGACAUAAAGCAGCAUAAACAAGUCAAACAUAUCAUGAUCUAAGUAUGCUAAGUGUUGGGCAUCAACUUCCAGUAUGGCAGUGUGAGGAGCAUGGUAGACUCUUUAAUCAACAAAACAAUCAUUUGCCGAAAAUUAUUUUAAAAUAUAAGCAACCUUUUAAAGUUUCUGGAAAUUGUCCCAAGGGUAUACAACAAAUGGGAAAACACAAGGAAAUCUAAAUCUUAGUAAGAAGAGUGAGAGUCUAUGGCAUUUUAACCAUGAUCCUCUCUUCUCCAGGUACCCCUGCCACGUACUGCCCCUCCCCCCACUACACACACACAACGCAGAUCAGUGUGAUGGAAACUCCACUCUGGGUGUGUUCAGUCAAGCAGAUUGGGCUCUUUCUCCACCUAGCUUCUAGUCUAGGGCUAUGCUUUCACACUGGGAGGGGCAGCCUGAAAGACUGGCAACACCCUACCCUUGCUAAGGAACCCAGCUUUCAUCAGAUCAGACUGUGGAACAAUUUAUGCCAAAAGGAAUUGUCAAAACAAUAGAACAAUCAGCUAGUGAUUAGUGGAGGUUAACUGUUGGGCGUGAUAUCAAUAGGAAAACUGGUCUCAGGCCCUCCGGAGGGACAUCAGAAGCUGCACACUGCCAGGGAAACAGACUUCGCUCAACUUGUCUGCCUAGCCACUAGACAAAUAAGCAAACAACAACAGAAAGCUCCAGAAGGGGGGCAGGGUGGUGGUGCACAGUCAAUAUCCAGAAUUGCUAUAAUAUAGUAUCUACAAUGUCCAUUUUUCAACAAAAUAUUUUGAGACAUGCAAAGAAACAGAAAAGUGUGACCUAUAUACAGGAAGAAAACAAAAGUAACUGCCCGUGAGAGGGUCCAAAUGUUGGAGCUAGCAGGCAAAGACUUCAAAGCAACAAUUAUAAAUGUGUUCAAAGAACUACAUGAAACUUUCUAAACAAUUAAAAGAAGGCGUGAUGACAGCAUCUCAUCAAGUAGAGAAUAUCAAUGAAGAGAAAUUGUUAGAAAAGAAUUAUAAAAAUGAAAAUUUUGAAUUGAAAAGUAUAAUAACUGGAAUGAAAAAUUGACUAGAGGGGUUCAAGAGUAGAUUUUAAUCUGGUAGAAGAAAAAUAUUGGCAAAUUUGAAGGUAGGUCAAUAAAGAUUGUGUACUCUGAAGAGCAGAGAAAAGAGAGUGAAAAUAAAUAAACAGAGCUCCUAAGAAAUGUGAGAUACCAUCAAGCACACCUACAUAUGCUUACUGGGACAAGUAGAAGAGGAGAGAGAAAAAGCUGAAAAAAUAUUUGAAGAAAUAAUGGUAGAAGACUUCCGAAGUCUCAUGAAAAGUAUUAGUCUACACAUCCAGGAAGCCAAAGUACUCCAAGUAGGUAAGCUCAAAGAGAUUCACACUCAAACACCUCAUAAUCAAAAUGUUGAAAGACAAAAAGAAAAUCUUGAAAACCGCAAGAGAAAACAACUCAUCACUUACAAGGGAACGACAGCUGACUUUGUAGUUCUGGCAGAGACCUAGAAGAAUGCUCUUAAAAAGCAGAACUGAAGUACAAGGGAAAAAAGAAAAAAUAGAUAAAUGAACUUUAUCAAAAUUAAAAAUCUUUAUGCUUCAAAGACACUAUCAAGAAAAAGAAUAUACCCCACAUGAUGGGAGAAAACAUUUAUAAAUCAUAUAUCUAAUAAGGGACAUGUUCCCAGAAUAUACAAGGAACUUUUAUAACUUACUAAUUUUAACACAUGUGUGCCCAAUUUUAAAAUGAGCAAAAAAUUUGAAUAUACGUUUCUCCAAAGAAGGUAUGCAAAUAGCCAACACACAUAUGAAAAGAUGUUUAACAUUAUUAGCCAUUAAGCAAAUGCAAAUAAAAACCACUAUGAGGUAUUACUUCAUACCCACUAGGAUGACUGUAAUAAAAAAGACAAUAACAAGUUUUGGCAAAGAUAUGAAGAAAUGGGAAGCUUCAGAUAUCACUUGUGAGAAUGUGAAACUGGAGUAGCACUUUGAAAAACUGCUUGAUGGUUCUAUGAAAUGUUAAACCUAGAGUUAUAUGACCCAGCAAUCCCACUACUAGAUAUGUAUCCAAGGAAAAUAAAAAGCAUGCAUCCCCACAAAAACUUAUACAUGAAUGUUCAUAGUAGCAUUAUGUGUAAUCAUAAAGACUGGAAACAACCCAAAUAUCCAUCAAUUGAUGAAUAGAUGAAUAUGAUGUAUAUUAGUACAAUGGAAUAUUACUCUGUCAUAAAAAGAAUGAAAUUCUGAUAUAAGCUACAGAAUGAACCAAAAAUACACUAGGUGAAGAGCCAGGCACAAAGGGCCACAUAUUAUAUGUUUCCACUAAUAUAAAAUGUCAAGAAUAGGCAACUCUAUAGAGACAGAAAGUAGAUUAGUGUUUGCCUAGGCCUGGAGCAGUGGGACAAAGUGGGGAGUGACUACUGCUUACUAGAGGGUUUCUUUUUGGAUUGAAGAAAGUUUUAAAGUUAGAUUGUGGUGAUGGUUGUACAACCCUAUGAAUAUACUUAAAUGGGUGAGCUGUAUAGUAUAUUAAUUAUAUUUCAAUAUAACUCUUCUUAAAAGGAUCUAAGGAGAAAAAUAAAGUAGGGAAUUGUUUGGCCAUGUUAGUAAGAUGCGGGAAGGAUGACAAUCUCAGAUAGGAUGGAAAGCCUUAGCCCUCACCAAGGUGACAUUAGACUUGAAAUAGUGACAGAGCAAGCCACAUGACUUUCUGCAGGAGGAAUAUUUCAGACAAGUGCAAAGACCAGGAGGCACACAUGUGCCUGGCAUGUUUGAGGGCCAGUGUUCAUGUGACAGGAAGGGAGACAGUAGCAGGAGACAGUGUCGGAGAAGCAAUAGGACCUAGAUCUCCAGGGACUUAUUCUGAGAUGAGCAGCAUCACCAAUGGAGUCUUGAGCAGAAGCAUGGCAUGCUGCAAUGUUUGUUUUCAGAGAAUCAAGAUGACUGCAGCUUUGUGAAUAGACUGAAGGGGAGCAAUAAUAGACCAGGUAGGAGGCAAGAGUUGAUGGUGACUUGGAACUUCAUCCAGGAGAGAAAUGGCAGUGGCAUGGACCAGUGUGAUGAUGGUGGAGGAAAGAUAUUAGAUCCUGUGUAUAUUUUGACAGUAGAGCUAACGGGAUUUGCCAAGGGCUGGAAAAUGUUCAGUGUCAAGGACCAGAGUGUAAAUGUAUUAGCUUUGCAGGCUGUACGUUCUCUGUUACAAUGACUCAACCCUGCCAUUGUAUCAUGAAUGCAGCCAUAGAUAGCACAUAAUGAAUGGUCAUGAUUGUGUUCCAAUAAAAGUAUUUGCAAAAACGUGAAGCAAACCAGAUUUGGCCUGUGGGAUAUAGUUUGUCAACCUCCUCUGGAUUAGAUGUCAGGGGUGAAGGAUGGCUCAAAGGUAUUUGUUCUCAUCCAUUGGGAGUGUGGAGCUGCCAUUAACUGAGAUAGCAAAGACUACAGAUGGAGCAGAUUGUGGGGGAUAUGGUGUGGACUCAAUUGGGAAUUAAGAGAUGGAGAUGUGACAUAGGCAGUUGGUCUUGAGGUCAUGGAAAAGGUCUGGCCUUGAGUCAUCAGCCUAAAGGUGUGUUUAAGACCCUACCCUAGACCAGAGAAGCAAAUGUAGAUAUACAGGAGUCCCAGGACUUAGCCGCAGGUUCUCCAGCAUUAAGCUCUCAAGGAGAUUAGCAUGAGCCAGCAAAAGAGCCUGAGAAGGAGCAGCCAGAGGGUAGGAGGGAAAGCAGGAGAAUGUGGCAUCCUGGAAGCAAAGCUAAGAAGUGUUUCAGUGAGCUGAACCCCAUCCUUUCCUUUCCCACUCACAAGAGUAUGUUGGAAUGCAAAUGAACAGAGAGAUAUUCUUACAGGAAUAAUCCUGAAAUUCCUCUAAUUUCUAGAUUAGAAGAAGCAUUGUCAAGCUUUUUAUUAAUUCAAAAAAAUGUUCAUUAGCUGUCAGGCCACAAAGCAGUAGAUCCUUUGAAUAGAAUGGUGAGCCACAAAAGGCAUGGUCUCUGCUCUUAGGCCACAUAGAGUCUGGUUAGUAAGAGAGAGAGGUUAAUCACAUAAUCGUUAACAUUGACCAAGGAUGGAUCAUCAUAACUAACCAAGGAUGUAGAACUGUGAACCAGAAUGAGAGUCCUAAGGGAAAGGGCACACAUCUAAGAGUGCAACACUCUAUGUACUCUUCCCUUGUACAAAGGAAUUGAUCUAAUCUGAUGGCCCAGGGAACCUUCUAUGUUUUUCUGUUUUUAAUAACACAUUAUUUCCCACACUUCACACCCUAAUGGGAACACACCUGGUUUUUGUUUUUGUUUUCGUUUUUGUUUUUAGAGGAAAUUUGUGAUCCUCUGAAGUAAAGGAAAGAAUAUGGGUUUUGUCAUCACACCCAAGACCAAACUUCAGCUGUGGACCCCUGCAUCAUUCUUUUAUCCUCUUUGGACCUCUGCAUCUUCAUCUGUAUGAUAGGGGAUAAUAAAUGCUACAUUUUUGGUUUAUGGUGAGGACUAAAUGAGAUAAAGUAUGCAAGAUGUCUGGUAUGUCCAGUCCUCCUCAUUCCUUUAGAAAAACAAUAUUUUAGUUUGUACAUCUGUGACAUUUUGUAGUAAUAAUUUUUCUUGAGCAGGUCUUUGUUGCCAGUUUGCUACUUUAUGAGGCAGAGAGUUUUUAGCCUUUUUCUAGGAUAUCAUUCAUUUUGCCAAUGUUCUCUUCCAAGAGAAACGUGUAGGAACCUGAGUGUUCGUAUUUAGGGAAUACUGAAAAACCAAAGCAUCCCUGUACAGAUCUUUGUUGUUCUCCCAGUCCUUUACAUAAAGAAAAUGCAGGUUUCAGCUGUUUAAUGAAAAUUAGUAGUUCCCAAAACCUGCCAUUAUAAGUGCAGCUUUCUUUGUCUAAGGAAAAACCAUUUGCUAGCACAUCAUGUCAGUUUAACAAUAUUUUCAUGGAAAUGUGCAAUGGUAUGCCUAGUGAAAUCAUUGAUGCAAUCUUUAAUGUUUUUGUGGGGAGGGAGCAAAAUCUUUAGCACUCUUUCAUUUUGAUGUGCACAGUCUAGCCUGUCCAUAUUUCUCAUUUUAAUUAAUGUAAUUAAAAGAGGAUAAAAGGCUGUGUUAAAAUUUUGUGUGUUAGAUUAUCGGGAUCAAGAAUAAUUAAAAUGUAUGAAAUGUGACAGAUUCCUAAGAUGAUAGGGAAAAAGGAAGGCCCCUUUUCUGAAUUUAAAUUGUACCAAAUUAUUUUUCACAAGAUUUAGAAAUGUCCAUGGAUAAGAAGCGUUUAUGAUAUGGAAUCUUCACAAAUGGACAAGACAGAAGGCUUGAGGGGGUGCUUGUCCUUAUGUUAUCAUGAACAGUUUUAUCAUUUAUAUUUGCAGCUCUCCUUCCUGUUGCCUUCUUUGGAAACCAAGUGGAGAAUAAUAUUGAUUUAACACCUACUAUAUGCUAGGUACUCUACACAGUACUUUAUAUAUCUCAGUUCAUCUAAUCUUACCGAAGCCUUUGAUAAAGAGAUGUCUCCAUUUUAUAGAUGGUGAAACUGAGGCUUAGAGGUGAGGUAGCUGUCAUCUGCUAGGUCAUGCUGCUAGGAGGUAAUUGGGCCAGAUGUGAAUUCAGGUCUUUUUUGUUGGAGUUUUUCAAUGACAAUACUCUGCCCGUUGCAGGAGGCAGAUUAUCAGUAUGGAUUAGAAAUUGGCUAGAAACUGUUGAGGAUAACUCUUUUGAGCAUUUCUUUUUUAUGAAUGCAGCUAUGCAUCUUUACCUACAUUGUAGAAGCUUCACAUGUUUCAAAUAUUUAUUUUCUGUAUGGUUACAUGGGUUGCCUGUUGUUGCUUGAAAGUUAAUUAAAAUUUACAAUAUUUUCUUUUUCUUUGUUCUGAGGUAAAACAGAUGCAACUUUGAUCUCUAAUACUCAUUUAGGACUAUCAUAGUUUUUUAAAUGUUAAACAUUCCUUUGUUUAAAGGCAUUACGUGUUUAAUAGAUUGUAUUUUGUUUUGUUUAAUGUUUUUACAUAGCACAAAUUAAAAUGGACAGCUAUGGCAGACAUUACUGGGGUCCUCCAUUGUCUGUUUUCCCUGUUCUUUGUGAGCAUGCAGUUCCCAGCCUCCUUGCAGCUGGGUGAGGUCAUGAGACUAGUUUGACCACUAGAAGUGAUAUCAUUCAUCUCCAGGCUGAGGCACCUAAAAGCCUCUUCAGUUCUCUCUUCUGCUGUUGUUGUAACUUGGAAAUUAUUCACUGAGAUCACAGAGGCACAAGAAGGAAGCAGAGUAGAUCCCUGAGUCGCUACUUAGAAUGGAGUACCUGGAAAACCUCUGGGCCUCCAACCAACUUUGCCUGAGAGAGAAAUCAAACUUUCUUGUGUUAAGCCAUUGACAUCUGGGAUCGUAUGUUACUGCAUCAUCACCUAUGCUAGACCAACUUACAUGACAAUUCUUUGUCAGCCUCCUCUCCCACAUUUACUUUAUUAGACUUUGAAAUCUAAAUAUCAGGAUUACUCUUGAGUAAAAUAUUUAAAAGCACGCACACACAGAAAUGCACACAUUUGAAAAGGGAAAACUCAUUAGAUGAGUGGUUUGAAACUUUGGUAAUAUCCCUUACAACAAUUAGAAUUUCCCAAUAGCAGGGCCAGAAGGUAGUAAUCUAAAUGAGCUAGGAUGAGUGAUGUCUGUCUUUUUAAAGUUCUCCAAAAACUGAAACACUGCCAUUUCCUUGAGUGACCCAUGUCAGUUCUUAUCUCAAUAUUCAGAAGUCUUCCUUAGGUCCAAGAAAGAUUUUAAAUGACCUAAAGAGGAAUUGAGGACCCUCUUUAGGUCGUUUCAAUCCAUUCCUUCUUAUUUUAUACCUGUAGAAACAGAGAUUUAAAACUUGUUCAUUGCAGCCUUCCUCAUUACAGCUCUUCAUCUAGGAGGCUACCACCCUUCCUGUCACUUACCCUUCCCUUCUGUAACCUGACCAGUAGAGAUGUACUUGACCUUUCCCUGUAAUCCUCUAACAAGAUGCUGCCUAAAGCUGUCUAGAAUGGAAAGAUGAUUUGAUUAUCCAGCAUGCAUGGAGCUGUCUCUUUGUUAUUACCUGCCAGUGUCAUGUUGGUGCUAUUUUGCUGUCUUGUGUCCAUGCAGACGUCUCUUAAUUAUGCAUUUGUGUUCAUAAUUUUCCUUCCUACUCAUGUUCUUGUUCCUGCCUGGAACACCUCUAGCAGAAGGUGAAUUUGACUAACGUCAAAUUUUUGCAGCCUUUUUGUACUUCUGGAUUUUGUGUCAUGCUUAGUAAGGCCUUCCCCCACUAUAAAAUUGUUUUUUAAUUCCAAAAAAGUAAAAGUGUUUUUGACCUUGGGCCUGACCCAGAUCAUACUUUUCCUGGUUCCUGAUCACCUCUGCCAUAAUUAAUUUUGUCUUCCUUGUCCUUUUUCCUAUAUACUAUACGCAAUUAUGGUCAUUUGUAUAAAUAUCCUAUCAUUCUACCUAAACAGAAAGUUCUGAAGGUCGACAGUUGCAUCCUUGUCUCCUGACAAGAGUGUCCUCCGCUUCACAAAUCCCUAAUAAACAUUUGGUUGAGUUUCUCAUAUGUAUUACCUGUUCUUCCCUGCCUUUACUCGCAUGAAGUUUGCUGUCAUGAAUGUGGAAUUUCACUGUUUUUUAGAAAAACAAUGAGUUUUGUUCCUAUUUACUAGGUCUCUGAAAUUUUUAAAGUAGUUUUUUCUCACUUUUUCUAAUACCUACCAGUAUAAUUUGUAAAAAAAAAAAAAAACCUCAUUAGAGUGGUCUCCAGGAUGAAAAUAAUGACCACAGGGAAUUAACAAUCUGUGGAUUUUGUAAUUUUAAUAUUCUGUGUAAGUGUGAUGCAUAGAUAUCCAGCUUCCUCAUCACCAAGCUGAGCUCACAGAGCGUGUGCUGGCAAAAGGACUUGGGCAGCAUGCUUUUGUGCCAUCCCUCUCUUGAAUGCAAUUAGGCCUUUGAGGACUCUGCAUGCCUCCUACCAUAACACACACCCCAUUCUACUCUAAUUGCCUACUUAAUUGUCUUCUCUCUGAUUGCCAAGCUCUUUUAAGGCAGGAUCCCUGUGUAUCUUGGUCACCAUGUUGUCUCCAGACCCUAGCACAGUGACUGGCAAAUAGUAGGAGCUUAUGUAAUGAGUGAAUGGAUAUAUGAAUGAAUGGGUGAAGCAUGUAUUCAUCUCAAAAAUAUAGUUGUCUUGUCCUGGUGUAUAGUUUCAGAAGAGGGAGCCCACCUCUUGGUCAUUUUUACUCCUUUAUUUCCUAGAUUCAUAGCAAUUCAAAGCAUUUGUAUUGUAUCAUAUGGAAAAUGGCAUAUCAGUGGCUCACCCACAUUAGAUAGAACUUUGAGAUAUGCUCUAGGAAUAAAGAUAAUUUUGCAGUCUUCCCUUUACCGCUUUCUCCCCACCUUUUGAAUUUUGACUGGUUACUUAACUAAUUUGCGCUGAAGUUAAUGGUGGAAGCAUGAUUGUUUCUAUUAAUAUUACCAAUAGCUAACACUUAUUGAGUGUUUGCUAUGUAACAGGCUCAGUGUUAAAUGUUUCACAUUAAUUCUCAUUGGAUUCUCCCAACGGCCCCAUGAAGGUAGGCACUAUCAUUAUGCCCUAGGUUACAUGUAAGGACCUCAGGCCUCAAGUCAUAGACCUAGCAAGUGUCAGAGCCAGAGUCUGACCCCAGGCAAUCCAUUUUAGACUCCAUGUUAUGAUGUUAAUUCUUAUGAAGUUGGUAGUGAUGUGUCACAUCUGUUCCAAGUGAAGAGUAAUCUCUUGCUAUGUUUCAGCUGUCUUCUUUAUCUCAUUGUUGAUCACCUGUGAAUUGCCUCUUGUAUGACCAUGCUGAGCAUGAGUAGAUGAGAGAGUAGUGUACCCAUUUUUAAGAAACUGAGGCAUGGUAAGUUGAAGUGACUUGUUCGUGGCCACACUGGGUUAGAAUGUCACUGCUUCCACUUGGCUACUGGGGGCCCCAAACUGUUAGACUUGUUAAUUGACUUUUUGAAGGAUAUUGAGGUCUGGGGAGAUCAUCUGCCUCCCUACACGCUCUGAGUUCUGUGUGAUGGAAACUGAAGGCUGAGUGUUAUUCAUUUGCUUGUAUUUUAUUUCUCUUACUGAGACGUUAUUCCAGGUCUCAUGAUUUUCACCAUGAAAGGUCUUCUGGGAACUAGAGAGAAGCAUUCUGAAAGAAGUUAUUAAGCAUUAUUAAUACAAUUACGUACAACAAAAGACAUAAUUUAACUUCCCCACAUCCAACAAAGAAAUUCAUUUGAAGCUUCAGCUUCCACUGCAGCUGGAAGGGCAGAGCUCAUCACAGUGGGUUCCCCAGGCGGGGGAGUGUGGGCAAGGAGCCGUGCUAGUUGCUUUGUCCUUUGGGACACUUCUGUGCAUGAUGGAAUAUUCCUCACUCCCAGCCUCCCCAACCUUUCCCUCACCCUUCACUUUCGCUCACAGUGGUUCCUUAUCACAGGCACAGAGUCCAGAAUAUUGCCUGGCUCUUGCCUCUCUCCUGGCCCGGGAUACUGCACAGGCAGCAUUGAAGGAAUAUAUGAUUUUAAACAAUUAAAGAUGACCAUGGAAAUACUCAGAUGCUAGGAACAGUGAUCAGCCUAGUAGAUAGUAUGCCUCGGUGAAUUUUUCUAACUUCAUUCAAACUAUCAGAAAUAGCUAUUGAGUAUGUGAUAUUGUGUUAAUCUUCACCAUAGUUCUAUUCAAUAUUUUACUUUCUUUAAUUGCAGUAGCCCAUAAGGCCCUUGAAAGCAGAGACUGUGUUUAUACCUAGUCUUUAGAGCUGUGCAUGGCAUAGAGUAUGUGCUUAGUAAAUAUUUAUUGAAUGAGUGAAUGGUACAGUUGAGGUUAUUGAAGAUCCCACAAGUUAAGUUACUUGCCUAAGAUCACACUGCUAGCAGGAAGGAAAGGCAGGAUUUGAACACAGGGCUCUCCAAAUGUAUAGAUUCCUUUCUUCCAGAUUGCUUGGUUAGGCCGCCUAGUGGUGUAUAAAAAUGGAGAUCAGAGACCCCAAAUGUAUUCAACAAAAGCUCUAUCUGAGGUCUAGGAAAUGUGGAUUCUGACCCAUCCUUGCUGAAAUCCUGGUGUGACUUUACAAAAGUCCUUUCUCCAGUUGUCUCCAUUUUCUAAUCUGUAAAAUGAGGAGACGGAAGCAAUGCUCUCUGAGGGUCUCAGGGUCUUCAGAUGCCCUGGGAAGGUUUAUGCUUUGUCUUCUUCUGCAGUUGGAAUUGGGGUAAGGGGUUAAAGGGCAGCUGACUAACUCACCACCCAAGCACGUGAGGAAAGGAGUCACUUGUGCUUUAUUUCAAGGUGCACAAAAACUCAAAGGUGACAUAGUCUUAGGCCAAAAAACAAGCAACACCCGAAAAUGAAAGUUGAAGAGAGAAGAGAAAGAAAAAAAAAAAAAAAAGGAGAGGCAUUUGAAGGCUUGACACAGCAUUUAAUUAAAAAAGAGUGCUCUGAUUCCACUCCUAGGUUGGUGCAGCAUGUAAUCUGAAACAGGCACUCAGGUUGAUAAUUGUGCCCAGAUCUGAACCUUGGCACAUAAGAGCACAGCUUUUAAGAAGAAAAAAAAUAGGCAUGUGUCUUUAAAGCCUCUCUUCUUAUAUGUGAUUUUUUUCAUGCUCAUUUGGAGGCUACGUAGCUGGGCCUUUGCAUCCAGCAAAGGCUUCCUUCCCCUCUCCCUGGCUUGGGGAUUAUUGAUUUGGAAGGCAAGGCUAAUUUACAUGUAAAUAAAUCUCAGCACUGGGCAGCAGGAUGGGACGUCCAGAUGCCGUGACUGACUUGCUGACAUCACAGCUUCAUUAGCAUGCGGAGGAUGCAAGCACUGCAACAGCGACUUCUCAGGCACCACCAGCAGCGCCACCGAGAGUUAUUAUUAUUUUUUGACCAAGCAGCACAUUUCCUGGUUCAGUGGCUUGAGCUCUGUGAGCAGCUGACUAGUCACCCCGGGUCUGGCUCAGGAUCAGCUGGUGACGCUGGGCUGGAGUCUAUGACUUCUUCCUUCAGAUUGUCAUGAAGAAGGGGAGUUAAGAGGAAACUGGGGGUCCUCCGGAAGGCGAUCUGAGCACUCAGGCUGAUCUAGAGGAAGAGUAGAAGUCAUACUUUUUUUCUCCUGCUUGGUGAAUUCCCCAGCAGAGUCUGGAUCCAGCAGUGCUGUUUUCCCUGAGGGAAUGUGGAGCAGCUCGGCUUGAGUCUGUUGCCAGCUUCAGGAAGGGUUCAGACUGAAAAGGGGGUUUGAGGAGAAGAUGCUUUGGCUGCCUGAGGUCCUGCUUGCGUUCUUAGAAGUCAGAUCCAGGGAGAAAGUGAACUGGGACAAUUAACAAGCUCCAAGGGUCUGGCAGAAGCUUCCUCCGAGACUGGGCAUUUCAUCCUCCCUGGAGGUGGGAAGAUCUGCCUGCACUGCAAGUGUCCCCAGGAGGAGCACAUGGUGACAGUGAUGCCGCUGGAGAUGGAGAAGACCAUCAGCAAACUCAUGUUUGACUUUCAGAGGAACUCGACCUCAGACGAUGACUCAGGCUGUGCUUUGGAAGAGUAUGCCUGGGUCCCACCGGGUCUGAAGCCUGAACAGGUACACCAGUACUAUAGCUGUCUCCCAGAAGAGAAAGUCCCUUAUGUCAACAGUCCUGGAGAGAAACUGCGAAUCAAGCAGCUACUACACCAGCUGCCGCCACAUGACAAUGAGGUUCGAUAUUGCAACUCCCUGGAUGAGGAAGAGAAGAGGGAGCUGAAGCUUUUCAGCAGCCAGAGGAAACGCGAAAACUUGGGCCGUGGGAAUGUCAGGCCUUUCCCAGUCACCAUGACAGGAGCUAUUUGUGAACAGUGCGGAGGCCAGAUCAAUGGUGGAGACAUCGCUGUGUUUGCGUCACGCGCUGGCCACGGUGUUUGCUGGCACCCGCCGUGCUUCGUAUGCACUGUCUGCAAUGAGCUCCUGGUGGAUCUGAUCUACUUUUACCAAGAUGGGAAGAUAUACUGUGGCAGGCACCAUGCUGAGUGCCUGAAGCCGCGCUGUGCUGCCUGCGAUGAGAUCAUCUUUGCAGAUGAAUGCACAGAAGCUGAGGGGCGACACUGGCACAUGAAACACUUUUGCUGCUUCGAGUGUGAGACAGUGCUGGGCGGCCAGCGCUACAUCAUGAAGGAGGGAAGACCCUACUGUUGCCACUGCUUCGAGUCCUUGUAUGCAGAAUAUUGUGACACCUGUGCCCAACAUAUAGGUAUCGACCAAGGUCAAAUGACCUAUGACGGCCAACAUUGGCAUGCCACUGAGACCUGUUUCUGCUGUGCUCACUGCAAGAAAUCCCUCCUGGGGCGGCCAUUCCUCCCGAAGCAGGGCCAGAUAUUCUGCUCACGGGCCUGCAGUGCUGGGGAAGACCCCAAUGGUUCUGACUCCUCUGAUUCCGCCUUCCAGAACGCCAGGGCCAAGGAGUCCCGGCGCAGUGCCAAAAUUGGCAAGAACAAGGGCAAGACGGAGGAGCCCAUGCUGAACCAGCACAGCCAGCUGCAAGUGAGUUCUAACCGGCUGUCAGCCGACGUAGACCCCCUGUCACUGCAGAUGGACAUGCUCAGCCUGUCCAGCCAGACACCCAGCCUCAACCGGGACCCCAUCUGGAGGAGCCGGGAAGAGCCCUACCAUUAUGGGAAUAAGAUGGAGCAGAAUCAGACCCAGAGCCCUCUGCAGCUCCUCAGCCAGUGCAACAUCAGAACUUCCUACAGUCCAGGAGGGCAAGGGGCUGGGGCCCAGCCCGAAAUGUGGGGCAAGCACUUCAGCAACCCCAAAAGGAGCUCGUCACUGGCCAUGACAGGACAUGCUGGCAGCUUCAUCAAGGAAUGCCGAGAAGACUAUUACCCGGGGAGGCUGAGAUCUCAGGAGAGCUACAGUGAUAUGUCUAGUCAGAGUUUCAGUGAGACCCGAGGCAGCAUCCAAGUCCCCAAAUAUGAGGAGGAAGAGGAAGAGGAAGGGGGCAUGUCCACUCAGCAAUGUCGGACCCGUCAUCCCAUCAGUUCCCUGAAAUACACAGAGGACAUGACGCCCACAGAGCAGACCCCUCGGGGCUCCAUGGAAUCCCUGGCCCUGUCUAAUGCAACAGGCCUCUCUGCUGAUGGUGGUGCCAAGCGCCAGGAGCACCUAUCCCGAUUUUCCAUGCCUGACCUCAGCAAAGACUCUGGAAUGAAUGUGUCUGAGAAGCUGAGCAACAUGGGCACUCUUAACUCGUCCAUGCAGUUCCGGAGCGCAGAGUCAGUUCGCAGCCUGCUCUCUGCCCAGCAGUACCAGGAGAUGGAGGGAAACCUCCACCAGCUCAGCAACCCCAUUGGCUACAGAGACCUGCAGUCCCACGGAAGGAUGCAUCAGAGCUUUGAUUUUGAUGGAGGGAUGGCGGGCAGCAAGCUGCCAGGGCAGGAGGGCGUGAGGAUCCAGCCCAUGAGCGAACGCACCCGGAGAAGAGCUACUUCACGCGACGACAACCGCCGUUUCCGACCUCACAGGUCCAGGCGUUCCCGACGCUCUCGCUCCGACAACGCCCUCCACCUGGCCAGCGAACGCGAGGCCAUCUCCCGGUUAAAAGAUAGGCCCCCUCUGAGAGCCAGGGAGGACUAUGACCAAUUUAUGCGCCAGCGGAGCUUCCAGGAGAGCAUGGGGCAUGGGUCCCGGAGGGACCUGUACGGCCAGUGCCCUAGGACUGUGUCGGACCUGGCUUUGCAGAAUGCCUUUGGGGACCGCUGGGGACCCUACUUCGCCGAGUAUGAUUGGUGUUCCACCUGCUCCUCCUCUUCAGAGUCUGACAACGAGGGCUAUUUCCUAGGAGAACCCAUCCCCCAGCCAGCGCGCCUGCGAUACGUCACAAGCGAUGAGCUGCUGCACAAAUACAGCUCCUACGGCCUCCCCAAAUCUUCCACAUUAGGUGGCAGAGGACAGUUGCACAGCAGGAAAAGACAGAAGAGCAAAAACUGUAUCAUUUCUUAAUAUGAUUGGGAUCAGGGAAUGGGAGAAGAUGGGAGCUAAGAAUGUAAAGUCAGAAACUUGCACUGUUUUAAAGGUUAAAGCGCUUUUGGGGGUGGCUUAUGGGGGAGAAAAGGGAAAAUGCUGUCAGUAGAUGGAGGCAAGGUUACAGAUUGACUCAAUAGGUAGUCACAGUUCUUGGCAUGUUGAAUAUUAUUUGCACAUUUCACUUUGGAAACACAGUAGACUCUAUCGAGGCCAGGGUUGGUCACUUCCUUCCCAUCAGUUCUGUGUUAAGUUGCCAUCUCUCAAGAUGGUAAAUUGUUUCCUGCUCGCUUUUAUCCUCUCUGGUUCUCUUACUUUUAGGACCCUUUUUUCAGUAAGUAAUUUGUUUAUUAGCCAGGACCCAAGACUAAGUUAUUUACAUGUCCAUUGUAAAUGCAAUGUAAAUGAGAGUUCUGAUAAAAUAUUUUUGUAUUUUGUAAUAUCAAAGGAAUUUCUAUAUCGUAGGACUCAGUGGGGACUUGCAUGCACAUCCACCAUUGUCUCUGAGUAGUAUUGAAAUGUGGCCCGGUACCACCUUUUUUUUUUUUUUUUCUAUACAAAUUUGUUACAUGUCAGUGAGACCUUUUUCAAAGGAACAUAUUCAAUUUGGCUUUUUGUGGCUGAAAAAACGUAACUAUUAGACCCAAAGCAUUUUAUGCUCCGUUCCAUCUUAAGGAGCCAUCCUUAAGUCUGCUCCCACCCUCAGUAGAAUUUAUUUUCUACAAAGUGGUAGUAAUUUUUUUUAAAUUGCAAAUGUAAUUUUUGCCAAUUAGAGAAACCAACCGGUGUCAGUAAAAUUCUGUGAGAAAUGCCAUCCCUGCUGGGAAUGUUGAAGUUACUUAAUGUUGAUCUAUCCCUUGGGGAAAGUAAAAGUGACUGUGAGUGGUGCCGUUGUGUGAUGUCAGCAUGACGUUGUUUUGAAUGUGGCAUUAUGUUCUGGUGCUCAUGUUUCCUGGAUUGUAUUAUCUGCUUUCCUUUACCAAGGCAGACAGAACUGCUGCCUUAGCCUGACAACCGGUUGUCCUCAAAGCAAAUGAACUUAAGCAUUUGGGAUUGAGGGACAGAAGGAUUCUGAGGGGGCUCUGCGAGGGACGGUGUGUGACAUGUCAUGCCUGGAGAAGGAACAAGGCUAUUUGAAACCAGAAGGCAGGUCAAGGGUAGAAGAUAAAGGAGAAUCUGAAGGCAGGUCAGGGAAAAGAAGAACUGGAAAUGAAACAGAGGACAGGUGACAACCACCUCGAAGAGCUCCCAGAGAUUGUAGAAAGAGUCCAGUGUAACCAGCUUAGUAACCAGAGUAUCUGGAUUACCCAGGAAGGUUGAGCUGCUGAGAUUUCAGUGGUGCAAUGUCUUUAAAAAAACAGGCUUUGUUGGGAGGGUAUUUCCAUUUUGAACUUUGAGGACUGUUGGUCAGAAAAUGGGCUCAAAAGUGAGUUUGCUUAAUGAAGACAUUUAACGGUUGUGCUGUUUAUAGUAAAAUAAAACUCCCUACCUUGCUUCAGUUAAAAAUGAAGCACUUGGUUUCUUCCAUCCUCCUCCUCCCCUUAAUGGAUUGUGGCAGUUGAAAUAAUCCAUCGGAGGACCCACCUGUAGUGAGAUGUACUGUCGAUGUAGUGCCCGGUGUAUCUCAGUGGCCAUCUGCCAUGGUGAGGUGAGCGUGAUCUCUUUUCAGUAUAGUAGUUAACAUUUUCUAGUAUUUUUUAUGGAGAGAAUGUCAAAAGUGGCAUUUCAGACCCCGUCCCAGAUGGGUCUGAGGAAAGGAAGGCUGUAAAGGACAUGGUAAUGGCACUCCAUUCGGGAUGUAUUAAAAUAAUUUGCUUUUCAGGUAUUAAUAUGACAUUUGUCAUUGUCACUGAUUUUUUUAAAAAAGCAAUGCACAUGUUGGUUGUGGCUGUUUUCCGCAUGCUAUCUUCAUAUCUAAAUGCUUCAUUAAUUAUCCGAGCCUCCGGAGAAUUAACUCUAUUACGUUUGUAUAGUAAGUUUGUAAACUGCUUGGCAAACUGAUUAAGAAAUAAUUUGCAAUACCGUGCUACUAAAGUGGCAGGUUUCUGGUAGAAAUUGUGCGAGUCCAAUUUGGAGUUUUAAGUUCCUUGAUUGAUGAAACUAAAAAGGCAAUUUUGGAAAAAGAGAGGGGGAAAAGUAGAUCACUUAUCUUAGCAAACGGUUGAAAAUAUGUCUGUCCUCUGUGGCCCCAAAUCCAGUGAAAGAAAUUCUCCCAGUAAAAGUUGCUUCCUAACUCUGUUUUUCUCAGAAUACCUCUUACCUUUCUCAAAGAAAGCUUCAACCACCAUCAGCAGAAAGAAGGUGGCCUAAAAACUGACACAUGGCCAGUGCCCAGAGGGGUCUGGAGGCAUAAGUCUAGAUGCCCAGAGAGCAUCCAGGCACUGAACUGCUCAGAGCUUGAGAUGAAAUGACAUACAAGCUUCAGGGUAAAACUGUCUACUAGCAAGAUGACCUCCCUCUAUUCUACCAUUGCAGAUUUCUUCUGACCCCAAAUGCAACCUUACAGAGAAUGCUGAAUGAGGAAGGCCAAUUCCUUACAAUGAUGGCAGAACCUCCAAGCGAAUGCCCUAUUGAGGAGAAGGACAUCAUUGUAUUUGGAAUUCUGCCUGCUAGUGAUAGCUCACACAUCACAUCCCAGAAUCCCACUCCCAAUGCAUUCUUUCCUGAGGCAAGAACUUAAGGUCCUCACCUAAUUCCUCCAUCACAACCAUGAACUCUUAUUGGACAAGCUCCUCCUGUGAGUGGGGCCUGUACUCACUUCCUCUUAGAUCAUAAUUCCAUCUUCAACAGACUGAUUUCCAGAAUAGUAAUCUUUUUCCAGUGUUCUCUCUUCUCCAAUGCCCUGGUUGUUAUUUUUCCCACCUCUCCUAGUAUUGAUCUUCUUGUCUUUUGGUUAGAACUGCAACUUCGGAGUUGAGUUCAUUUCCUAUUGCUGCUCAAUUCAGUAGCAACAUAGCUGGCUUGUUCCCAGACCCAGGAAGUAUAAGUCAUUGACAGUUUCCCGAGUGGCUCUGCCAAUCCAUACCACCCUUGGUACUGUGAAAAGGCUUCUUGGCAGCCAGGUGGCAUUGAGGAUGGUAUUCAGGGCGCUUUCCUUCUGUCAUAUAGUUGUGGGAUCUCUACCAAGUGUGAAGGUGAAUGAGGUAAGGGAGAUCAGAACCAUGCUUCCUGGUUUUUCAUACGUCCAAGGAAGAAGUCCUGGUGUGGGUUGUUUGACACCUUCUUUCCACUUUCACCUUUUAUUUUUUAUUCCUUCCUUUCUACGCCCGACCAGUCGAGCAAAUGAGCAAUUUUGUGUUUCUAAUACAGGAUCUGGAAGUAGUGCUUUCUAAUCCUCAUUUCCUGUAGGAUGUUCCUGCACUAUAACAAGAUUAUGUUUUCUUCCUUCUGCAGCAGCUUUCUGCUUCUUGGGUACUACUAGCUAUUGUUCAAUUCAGGUGAGGCCUGUGAUGACAUAUAUGUAGCAUGUGCUCUGCGCUCCCUGCAAGCUGAGCAGAUACAACCAAUGCAUCACUGUAUACUCUUGCUGAGAAUGUGGAUGCAGCCUCACAGAUCUUUGCAACACUCCAACCAGCCAGGACCAGUUGAUCAGAACUGAUCUUAUUGGUCUGAUAACCAAUCUUAUGUGUGAACUGAUUCAUAUCUGUCUUUCCACUCUUGGUUCUCUUGCCAUAGAACAAAAACAGUUUAGGAAGCAUAAUUACGAACAUUUAGGAACCAAUAUGUAUAAGUAAUUCAGAGACUCCAAUUCACCCGCCCCUCCCCCAUCCCAGGUUGUGGAGGCUCGAGGAAGCUGACUUCUUAGGCUAAAGGACAAAAAAAUCUCUUUACCUCCUUUGCCAUGUUCAUGUUCUCUGCCAAUUACUAUAGGCAGUCUCCAUUUUGCAGAGGUGAGAUAAGACUUCAUCUUAUUCUACAUGUAAUCCCACCUUCUAACAAAAAAUAAAUAAAUAUUUAAAUUCCAAGGAGAAGUGUUCUUUGUGUAUUUCUAGCAGAAAACAGAUGCUUAAGCCUAAGAAGGAAGAUCCGUCCAUGACAAAGGAAAGUGGAAAACUGAACCAGUUAUCUGAAUACUUCAUGCCAGGACAGUUGCUAUUAGCAACUGUUUUGCACCUUCAGGGCUUUAAAAUGGGCUCUGCAGACAGCAUUUGCAUAAGCAAGACUCAGUAGCCAAGCCUCCACUGCCAAUUGUUGAAGGCAGUUUCAGAUCGCCACCUUUUGAGGUACAUUUCUUUAAGCACAAGAGAAGUAGAAAUGGCCUUUGCCUUGUCUCCAGUGGUUUGUCCCUCUGGUGCCUCAGCAGACACCAGAGCUUAUUCUUAUGACCAUUUGGAAGUAGUCUUCAAAGUAAAGAUCAAGAAAAAAUUGGAUUCUUUUUCCAUUUUCUCAUAAUAGUAGCCUAGUCAACACAAGACUCCCAUAAAAUAUGACUCACUAUUGGGAGCCAUACUAUUUUAUAAGCUUACUUCCUGCCGACAGAACUAGCUUUCCUCAAGGAAAUAUAAAGGAGGGGAAAGUCACAUAGUGUUAGGAAAACAUUUCUGUGUUUUGAAUAACGAUGAAUCCAUAGGAUAGAGAAAAAUCUUCUUGUUCUAUUCUGAGAGUUCUCUGAGAUAUCCCUUCACUCUGCUCGGCAUUUGGCCAUUGAUAUUCAACAGGUCACUGACCACGCUUUUCUAAAUUUUUCAGAGAGAGUUACUUACCAAUAAGGUCUGUUCUUAAACCUACCUAGUUGAUUUUCACAUCUUUCCAUAAAGUGUCAUGAUUCAAUCAUAGACCCUGACUUAACAUUGUAAGGACUAUGAGUCCUCCAUUUUUUUAAUUAAUUUUUUUUUAGCAAAUUAGGACUUCGGCAGGUUUUCCUCUCCUAAACUCAUUCUUUCCUCCACAGGAUUGCUUUGUCCAUCUCCUGCUUUCAUUUCAAGUGCAUAAACAAAACCUCAAAGGGCCUGGGAAGGUGAGGCAGGCCAGAGUCUGUGUUCUGUGUUGAGUGUCAAGCUAUUUGUUAAGAAGGUCUGCAACAGGCCUUUGGUGUGGGCUCUGCCAGAGACUGUUCUGAACACUUUGCUUGAGAUCUGUGCCCUGUAAAAUGGAUAUGAUGUUUUACUGAUGUCUGUAAUACAUUUGUAAACUUCCAAUAAAAUUUGAAUAAAAGAAA
Molecule: messenger RNA, 21871 nt
Organism: Pan troglodytes (chimpanzee)
Lineage: Eukaryota; Metazoa; Chordata; Mammalia; Primates; Hominidae
Gene: PRICKLE2
Product: prickle planar cell polarity protein 2
Exons: 8
Coding region: 14158-16692 (844 amino acids)
Molecular function (GO): zinc ion binding
Source: RefSeq, a predicted model, not a curated record